AUGAAUAAUGCACCAUUAUUAAAUCAAUUAAAUAAUGAGGAGAAGAGACAGGCAAUUGUAGAUAAAGAAACAUGUGGUGAUUAUAUUUUAAUAGAUAUUAUAGGUAAAGGUGGUUUUGGUGUUGUAUAUAAAGGAUUACAUAAAACAAAAGGCCAUUUUUCAGCUAUUAAAAAGAUUAAAAUUAUAAAGAAAAAGAAACAACAAAAUGAAUCACAAAAUUCUUUAAUGGCAGAAAUUAAUUUAUUAAGAGUUUUAUCGCAUCAUAAUAUUGUAAGAUAUUACGAACAUAUUCCGUCAUCAUCACAUUCUUAUAUUAUUAUGGAGUUUAUCGAAAAUGGGUCAUUGGAAAAAAUUAUUAAAAGACAUGGUUUAUUACCAGAGUCAUUGGUUACAGUUUAUAUUGCACAAGUGUUAAAUGGUCUAGAAUAUUUACAUCGUCAAGGUGUUAUUCAUCGUGAUAUCAAAGCAGCAAAUUUAUUAAUUAGUACUGAUGGUUCAAUUAAAUUAGCAGAUUUUGGUGUUGCAACUAAAGUUUCAGAUUUAAGUAGUGAUAAUCCAGAUGAUUCGUUUGCAGGUACACCAUAUUGGAUGGCACCAGAGGUAAUUCAAAUGCAAGGUAUUUCGACGGCAUGCGAUGUUUGGUCACUAGGUUGCACUAUUAUUGAAUUGUUAACAGGUACACCACCAUAUUUUGGAUUAGCACCGGCUGCAGCAUUAUAUAAAAUUGUUCAAGAAGAUCACCCACCUAUCCCACAGGGCAUUUCUACAGCAUUAAAAGAUUUCCUAUUAAAUUGCUUUAAAAAAGAUGAGAAUAUGAGAAGUAGUGCAAAACAAUUAUUAUUUCAUCCAUGGGUCAAAUCAAUCGCUCAAAAUAUUAAAAUUACAGAAAACCAAGUUAAAAACGCAAGACAAGAGAUUUUAUCAUAUAAUACACAAUUACAAGAGAUUAAUUUAGAUACAAGACCAAGAUCUUCUGCAUCAAAUAUUCCUUUACCACAGGCUUCAACUUCGCCUUCAUCAUUACCACCACAACUACCAUCACCAAUAAAUACUACAGCCACAACUACCACUACUACUGCUACAAUCAAUAAUAACCCUUCAAGCACUUUCACAAAAUCACAACCAAUUUCGGUUGGUAAUGGUUCAGUUAGUAAACCAGUAGCACAACAACCACAAAUUUCAUCAUCACCAAAUUCAAUCUGGUCAGCAGUACCAUCAAGUAAAUUAAGUAAUGCAGCCAAUUCGAUCGAUAGGCCAUUACACAAAUCAUCACAUCCACCAGGUAGUGUCCAAAUUGCAUCACCACGUAAAUUAUCAGCAGGCCAAAAAGUUGCACCUCAACCAGUUCAACAACAAACACAACAGCUUUUAGAUAAAGAAAAAUUAAAUUCACAUCUCUUAAAAUUUUCAGAGAAAGAAAGCGAAGAUGAAUUCGAUAUUCCAGCAAUUCCAAGUAAUAAAAAUUUAAGAUCAGGCACCUUAUCACCACCUCCACCAUUAUUACAACGCCAACAAAGUUUUAAUAGCAAUCUUGCUACCAAUAAUAGUAAUAAUAAUAGUAAUAGUAAUAGCAAUAGUAAUAGUAUUAAUAGUAGUAACAGUAGUAAAUUAAAGUUACCUAAAUUCAAUAAAUAUAUGGAAAAAGAAAAUGAAGAUGAUGAAUCAGAUUUGAUUUUCGAUGUUAAGGUUAGUGACACAAGCAGAUUUAAAGUUAGAAAUCAAAAGAAGGAUUGGGAUGACGAGUUUGAAAAUUUCAGUUCAUCUGAUGAAGAAGAUAGCCUAUCAAAUGCUAGUGGUAGUACUGCUAAAAGUGGUGUUUCUUCAAUAAGCAAAAAUUUAUCAUCUUCAACAACAAAUAAAACAAAUUUAUUAAAUAGUUCUAAAAAUAGCAACAAUAUCAAUAAUAAUAAUAUGAAAUUAAAAGUUAAAGUUUCAGAUGCAGAAUGGGAUACAGAAUUCGAAGAGGCUUUUGAUACAAUGUCAUGGUCAGAUACAGAUAAUCAAAGAACUCUUAAUAUUCAAGAUAAAUAUAGAGAACAGGUUAUUAAAACUAUUGUUGAUUUCUUAAUUCAAUUAAAUCCAAAUCAAACUAAUGACCAAUUAAUCGACCUUUGUCAAAAAUUAACAGAUGUUUUUACAACUUAUCCUGAAGAGCGUAGAUUAUUAAUAAGCAAUGGAGAGGGCGGUGUUUAUUUCCGUUUACCAAUUAUUACAAUUUUAGAAAUUUUAGAAGAUAAAAGCAAUCAAAUUAUUAACGAUACAACAACAACAACAACAGCAACAGCAACUACCAUUAAUAGUAUAGCAUCAGCUUUUUCAACUUUAUCUUCAUCAUCAAAGUUAAUAUUAGGCUUAUUAAAAUUAAUUAAUCAAUCAAUUAUCAAAGAAAGGGAUAUCCAAGAGACUAUUUGUUUGAUGAAUGGUAUACCUAUUAUCACAAGGUUAGCAAAUAGACAAUUUGAUGAAUUAGUUAGAGAGGAAGUCUCAAGAUUUGUUCUCCAAUUAUGCAGCAGUUCGACCUAUAGUUUAAAUAUGUUUAUAACAGGUAGCCGUGGUUGUAGAGUUUUGGUCGACCUUUUAGAUAGUGACUAUUUCAAUGGCUUUAGUUUAAUUCAUAACUCAUUAGAUGCAAUCUCUUUAAUUUUUAAAAUGAACACUGCCUCACCAAAGACUGCUCUUUGCCAUCUUUUUGCAAAAACUUUAUUAAUGUACAGAAUUGCUUUUUUAUUAAAUCAAAUUUUUAAUCCAAAAGAAGAAAGCAACAAAGCUCCAUCCCCACCACCACCACAACCUACUAUCACAUCUACUCCAGCAUCAGGUGUUUCACCAUCAACUACAGCCAGAUUAAACAGAUCAAAAUCCCCAUCACUCACCAAAUCAAGUAGUGUUAAGAAUUUAAGUAAAGAUCAAUUCGAUAAAGUUUUAUCCUAUAGUGUAAAAGCAGCUGAUAUUCUUUUAUUCUUUUCAACUGGUGAUUCAUUAGUCAAAGAAGAAAUGAGUCAGGCCAACGUAAUCAAGUUUAUUGUUAAUGUUUUAGAAGAAAUUUACACAUGGAGAUUAAUAGGAAGUAAUAUAAGAUCAUUUUUAUUAAGAAUCCUCAAAGUAAUUAAAAACUUAUCAAUGGACCCAAAUAUUAGAUCUCGUUUAGAUGAUGCAGGCGUAAUCCCUCCAAUGAUCAACUUUUUAAAGAAACACUCUGGUAUUGAAAAGAUCACAGAGAUUCACAACCAAGCUUUACACAGUCUUUACUAUUUAUUAUUGUUGGAUAGAAAUCGACAAGAAAAAGCCUUAAAGGGUGGUAUUUUAGAACCACUUUUAAAUAUUAUCGACGAAAGAGGCCCCUUAAAAGAAUUAGCAUUACCAAUACUGUUCGAUUUGGUCAGAACAUCGAAUAAUCGUUCAAUUCUUUGGCAGUUAGAUACAUUUGGCAAGCUUUUAGACCUUACUGAAGACAGAAAUUGGUUUGCCGAUGCCAUUGAAUCAAUUUCAACAUGGGCCACCCUUGAACCAUCAUUGGUUUUCGAAAGGUUAACAGCAUCUGCAGAGUCCACCAACAAAUUAUUUAAUAUACUCAAUGUCAAUCAUAUCAAACAUCCAUCAUUCCAAAAAUCAAUUAUUCCACUCUACAAUUUAAUUAACCAUAAAUUUAAAGGUGCCGAAAUCUUGUUAAAAUCUCUCAUCAAAGAGGGAUUAGUUACUCAUUUAUUAGAGUGUCUUAGAAUCGACAAUUCGCCAAUUUCAAAAAUUACUUUAUUAAAAAUUACUGUUACUGUUGUAUCGUUUAGUAUUGAACAAAAUAAUAACAACAGUAAAACACUUGUACAAAGUCAAAUCGAAUCACUUCACACAUUAUUAAAUCAAAUAGUUUUACAAGAUGAAUCUGAAAUCGCUAAAAUGAUUGCAGAAAAUUUAAUUUUAGAUUUAAAUAAACUAAAAUAA
Dictyostelium purpureum is the source of this 3939-nucleotide messenger RNA. RefSeq lists its product as uncharacterized. The transcript is spliced from 5 exons. The record is from RefSeq and is a predicted model, not a curated record. The coding region runs from base 1 to 3939 and encodes 1312 amino acids. Gene Ontology annotation, molecular function: protein kinase activity; ATP binding. Gene Ontology annotation, biological process: protein phosphorylation. Lineage: Eukaryota; Evosea; Eumycetozoa; Dictyosteliales; Dictyosteliaceae.